CAGGGCUGCGACGUUGUAGAACCUGCUGAGCUCUGGAGGACCCAAGAAGCUCAUGGACUUUUCCAGGCCUGGCUUUAGCCCCUGGAGGUGGAUUACCCUUGUGGCCAGUUUGCUGACCUGUGGGAUCUGCCAGGCUUCUGGUCAGCUCUUCAUCAGCCCUGACUCACUCAUAGGAGUGGAGAAGCACCGGACCAUCCUGACCCUAGAAAAUGUCCCAGAAGAUGUCCUGGAGUACAGCUGGUAUCGGGGCACGGACAACAGUACAGGGAACAUGAUUUUCAGCUAUAAGCCUCCGAAUACCCGACACCCGGGACCCUUGUUCAGUGGUCGUGAGAAUGUGACCCGUGCAGGUAGCCUGGUGUUUAAGAUGUCAGCGGUAAAUGACACAGGCAACUAUACUGUUGAAGUGGACGCAAGCAACGGGACCCAAAGAGCGACUGGCUGGCUCGAGAUCUUAAAGUUGGGAAAUGACCCAGGCAUCACAGCUAAUGCCUCAGCCAAUACCAGCACCCUGGUGGAAGGUAUGGAUUCCGUGCUUGCCGAAUGUCUUACCAACUCCUCGAACAUCAAGUGGUAUUUGAAUUCUGUACCAACCUCAGGCAGUAACCGCAUGACCAUUUCCUCGGAUGGCAAGACUCUGGUCAUCCACAGAGUCAGUCGUUCUGACUACAGUCUUCAGUGCACCAUAGAAGACAUCCCAGAAAUAAUCCAGAGAAGUGAGGUGAUUCGCUUCUCUGUGUCCUAUGGGCCAGACUAUGUGUCACUGUGGACCCAGCCCGAUUUCUUUGCUGGUGUGCUGACUGCUGCUAUUGGUUCCAGUGUGCAGCUGGAAUGUACCUGUUUCUCCAGGCCAAAACCCAAGUACCAUUGGAUCCAUAACGGCUCCCUCCUAAGCAUCUCAGAGGAGAACAUGACCCUCCCCAGUCUUUCCUGGGAACAAAUGGGCAGUUACCGGUGUAUUGUGGAGAACCUGGAGACCCAGCUGGCCUUCUACAGAGAUGUCACCAUCCAGCCACCUCAACUUGGGCCACUGCCUACUGUGAACAAAGAGUUCUACAUCCCAGGAUACUGGGUGAAAUUUCUCAUCCUGUUGGCAAUCGCAGGAGGUGUCUUUGUGUGUUUAAUCCUGGCCUACACCCUGUUCCUAUUCUGCUCCACAGGAAAAACUUGUCAUAAGUGUCCAUGCAGACCAGUCAGGCAGGGAGAUGAGGGAGAGAGACAGAGGAGAAAGAGUCUCCUGUGA
Molecule: messenger RNA, 1243 nt
Organism: Mastomys coucha (southern multimammate mouse)
Lineage: Eukaryota; Metazoa; Chordata; Mammalia; Rodentia; Muridae
Gene: Ceacam18
Product: CEA cell adhesion molecule 18
Exons: 6
Coding region: 53-1243 (396 amino acids)
Source: RefSeq, a predicted model, not a curated record